CCUCCCCCUCGCCGCAGAUGAGCAGACAGGGCCAAGGGUACUCCUACGGCCCUCCGCAGCACGACCAACACCACUACCCGCAGCAGCCGCACGACCCUUACGCCCCCUCGCCUGCAACCUCGUCCUCGGCCCACCACCCUCAGCAGCACCCUCAGCAGCAGCAGCAGCAGUACUACGGCGCGCCGUACCAGGAGCACCACGGCCACUCGCUGAGUACCGUCAGCGAGAAGGACGAGCCCCUGUCGUCGCCCGAGAUGAGCCGCAACGACCGCGGCUUCGACGACCCCGGCGCCGACUCGUCGUCGUACGGCCACCUCCACGAGCAGCAGCAGCAGCAGGGCCAAUUCGAGGCGCCGUACUACCCCGGCUGGGUCUACAACCCGCACACCAACUCGUACGACCCUGACCCCAACUACAACCCGGACGAGGCCGCGCAGGGCCAGCAGGACGACACCGCCCAGCAGCACGAGUACGGUCACGACCAACACCAGCAGCAGCAGCAGGACCAGUACGAGGACAACGGCUACGGCGCGUUCGCCGACGACGGCUACGGCGCGUACGCCCAGCAAGACUACGGCGACUACAACGCCGGCGGCGGCGGCGGCGAGUACGGCGCGCAGGCGGGCGACCAGGACCAGAACCAGCAUCAGCACCAGUCGGCCCCGUCGCAGCAAGACGACGUCGACCCGUACGCCAACGACCCGUACGCCUCGGACCCGUACGCCGACGACGGCUACGGCGCGUUCACCUCGGACGGCUACGCCGCUCCCGAGCCGUCGUCGCAGCCGCAGCAGGAGCCGCAGCAGAACGACUACUCGUCGGGCCACGGCUACUCGGGUGACAGCUACGCGCCCGACGCGUACGGCGGCGAGGGCGCGUACGGCGGCGAGGACGAGUACGGCGCGAGCCAGGAGCCGUUCGGGGCGCCGACGCCGCGCGCCGACGACUCGUACGCGCCGAGCGGGUGGGACCAGCCGCAGCACGACUCGUACGGUCAGCAGCAGCAGCAGCAGCAGGCCUACGACCCGUACGCGCCGCCGCCGCCCGCCUCGUCCGCCCCUGCACCUGCCCCGGCGCCUCGUGCGGCCGCAGCUCCACCUCCUGCCCGUGCCGCGUACUCGCCGCCGCUCGCGCAGCAGCAGUACAGCUCGUUCUCGUCGUUCGGUCAGUCGGCCGACACCGAGCCGCCGCACGACCCGUACGCGCCGACGCGAGGCGCGCCGCAGCAGCAGCGCCGACAGCAGCCGGCGUACGACCCGUACGCGUCGCCGACGCUGCAGAAGGCCGACUCGUUUGACCCGUACUCGUCGACGCGGUCGCCGCCCGUCCAGGCGCAGCAGCUCCCGCAAGCGCACCAGGGCGUCGCGCCUCCCUCGCGCACGACGGCCCUGUCGCCCCCGCCUCGGUCGUCGUCGGCGGCGAGCAACACGUCGUCGAGGCAGCAGCAGCAGCAGCAGCAGCCGGCGCCCGCCGCUGCCCCGCCUCCUCGCGCGACGCCUGCCGCCGCCGCCGCCGCCGCCGCGCCGCCGCCCAGGCGCAACAACGUCCCGCCGCCGCUCCAGGCGACGCCCGCUCGCGCCCAGGUCGAGGCGGCCGCGCCGUCGCCCAAGCAGACGACGCCGUCGCAGAUGGCGUCGCCGCGCACCGAGGCGGCCGUCGCGCUCGCUUCGCCACCGCCGCGCUCGAGGCCUCUGCCCGCGUCGGCGCAGAAGCAGGCGCCGCCGCCUCGGCAGCAGCCGUCGGCCGGCGCGGCGUACGACGUCCCGCCGCCGAGGAACGCUCCGCCUCCUCAGCGGGCGCAGCAGCCUCAGCAGGCGCCUCGGCAGGUGCACGACGAGCCUCGUGCAGCUCGCGCGCCCGCCGCCGCCGAGCGGCCUGUCGCGGGCCAGCCGCAGGACUACGAGCCAGAGCAGCGCCGCCAGCCGCCGCAGCGCAAGCCUGCCCCGGCCGUCGAGCCCGCACCCGCGCCCGCACCUGCGCCCGUGCCCUUGCCGACGCCCAAGCGUGCCCCUGCGGCGGCAGCGUCGCCGUACGCCGCCCCGCCGCCGGCGCAGCCGGUCCUCCCACCGUCGCAGCGCAAGGGCGGUCCCGACUCGGCGUCGGUCCUGCGCCCUCCCGUCGCCCGUGCGCCGCACCAGCGCGGCGCGUCGGCGUUCGGGAGCGACUCGCCGUACGGCGCGCUGCCGUCGGGCCCGCCGACGAGCUCGUACGAGCCGCCCAAGACGGUCGAGGACCAGAUCAAGGAGGAGGACGAGGAGGACGAGCUGCCGCAGGCCGAGGCCGGUCAGGGCGACGAGGCGCAGGAGCACGUGCCGAGCUGGAUGCAGGCGACAACGCCGACGACUGCGAGGCCGCCGUUCUACCCCAAGACCGAGCCCGAGGAGCCCGUCAUGCCCAAGCAGGAGGAGCACGACCAGCGUGGCCCGCCGCCGCCGCAGCGCGGCCACCCGUCGGCCCGCACGGCGCCCCCGCCGUCGCGCCGCAGCGAGCCCGACCUCGCCGACGACCUCGCCGCCAUGUCGCUCGGCGGUAACCGCGACGCGCGGUCGCAGGGCCCGCCGCCGCAGCGUCAGGGCGCCGGCCCUGCCCCGCAGCGUCCUCAGCAGCAGCAGCAGGGCGGCGCUCCACCGCCUCGCUCGGGCGGCGCCGGGCCACCGCCGCGAGGGCCUGGAGGUGCGCCGCCGCCAGCAAAGGGGCAGGCGCCGCCUGCUCGUGCCGGGCCGCCACCUCGCGGCCAGCCGGGUCAGCCGCCGGCCGCCCAAGCUCGCCCUCCUCUGCAGCAGCAGCCUCCUCGCGCUCAGCAGCCACCGCCACAGCAGCAGCAGCAGCAGCGCGGGCCUGCGCCGCCUCGCAACGGCAUCCCUGCCCACAUGCAGCCGCCGGCGUCGCCGGACCGAGGCGGCCAGGUCCCGCAGCUCCAGUUCCAGGCGCCGAGCCCCGAGGUGCGGCCCUCGGACCGCCGCCACGACCCGUACGCGUACGCCGGCGGGCGCUCGUCGCCCAUGCCGAUGGCCGGCAUCGAGGAGACGCCCGAGCCGUCCGAGCAUGAGGACUCGUACGGCGCCGGGUCGCCCUCGGACGAGCACGCGACGACGGCGACGACCACGACGCAGGCGGGCGACAGCCAGUUCGGCGGCGACGACUCGAUCGUGUACCACCCGCACGACGACGACCAGACGGGCCUGACGACGCCGAGCUCGCAGUACGGCGGCGAGUGGCGCGCCGCCGGGUACGACUACAUCUCGUCGGGCUACCAGCCUCGGCCGCCUCAGCAGCAGCAGCAGCAGCAGCACGACCCGUACGCGCCGCAGAGCCAGCAGCGCAGCAGCCCGUACGCGCCGCCGCCAUCGAACCAGUACCGCCCUCGCGACGUGUCCUCGCGCGAGUCGACGUCCACGCCACCUGCGCCCCAACAGCGCGGUGCGCCCUCGUCGGGCUACGCGCCGUCGCCUCGCAACGCUGCUCCUUCGCAGCCCCCUGCAGCGUCGUCGAUGGCUCGAGCCAACUCGUACGACGCGCCGCCGAGCCGGCCCGUCGACUCGUUCUCGCCCUACGCCCAGCCCCCUCCACCUGCUCGCGAGCAGCAGCAGCAGCAGCAGCCGUACAACCCGUACGCGCCGCAGCAAGCCGCUGCGCCCGUCUCGCGCCCCGGAUCCACCCCGGCCGCUCCUCCCGUCGACCUCGGCCUCGAGCGCCGGACGGCCCCGAUCGCCUCGUUCGGCUUUGGCGGCAAGCUCGUCCUCGUGUUCCCCAACGGCGGCCGGCCAUCGUACGGCAUGGACAGCUCGAACCCGUACGGCGUCGUCGCGCCGGCCGGAUCCUCGUCGUCGUCCUCGUCGUCGUCGCCCACGACCGUCCACAUCCGCAAGCUCGCCGACGUCGUGCCGUUGUCGGCCACCGAGGGCGCCUCGUCGACGUUCCCGGGCCCCAUCUUUGCCGACGGCGGCAAGGCCAACGCGGGCAAGAAGCGCAAGGAGGCCGUCGCGUGGCUGUCGCAGCGCAUCGGCGAGCUCGAGCAGGAGGCGCACUAUGCGCGAGGCGCGGCGCCGCUCGGGCACGGCGACGACGACGGCGCGCAGGACGCGCAGCGCAAGGUCGAGACCCGCCUGCUACUCGUCAAGCUCGUGCGCAUCAUGCUCGAGAACGAGGGCAAGCUCGUUGGCUCGGCAACCGUCGAUGACGCCGUCCGGGCCCUGUUCGCUCCGGCCGACGGCGAUGAAAGCGGCACGCUGCCGACCGCCGACCAGCUCGCCGCCGCCGCCGCCUCGCGAGGAGGCUCGGCCGGCUCGGACGCGCCGUUCGUCACGUACGGCGUCAGCGCGAGCAACCUCGACGACAUGUCCAAGUUCCUCCUGCGCGGCGAGCGGCGCGAGGCGGUCGCGUACGCCCUCGACAACAAGAUGUGGGCGCACGCGUUCAUCAUCGCGAGCUGCGUCGACACCGACUGCUGGAAGGACGUCACGACCGAGUUCCUGCGGUCCGAGUUGUCGCCCGAGGGCGCAGGGCCCGGCGCAGAAGGUCGCGAGGCGCUCCGGGUCGCGUACGGCAUGUUUGCCGGCCUCGGGUCCGAGUCGAUCCACCAGUUCAUCCCGCCUCGAGCGCUCGGGCCGCCGACGCCCGGCCUGCUCCCGGCGGCUCCUGUCGGCAACGGCGCCGCAUCAGUGCCGCUCUCGCGCGUCCCGAGCGACGCUGCGGCCAAGUUGCCCGAGCACACGCUCGCCAAGUGGCAGGAGACGGUCGGCAUGAUUGUCGCCAACCGCACCGCCGGCGACUCGGGCGCGCUCACGUCGCUCGGUGACGCUCUCGCCAGCAACGGGUGGACCGACGCCGCCCACAUCUGCUACCUCCUGUCGCCGCAGACGUCCCUGUCGAUGGGCUUUGGCCUGCCCGGCUCGCGCAUCACCCUCGUCGGCUCGAACUCGUCGACCGUCGGCGGCAGCAUCGAGCUCGAGAGCGUCCAGCUCACCGAGCUCGUCGAGUUUGCCCUGUCGCUCGUCCCGGUCGCCAAGGGCCACGAGCCGUUCGCCGGGUUCCCGCACCUGCAGGCCUUCCGCCUGUACCACGCUGCGGCGCUCGCCGACGCCGGUCACGCCUCGCAGGCCCACAAGUACACCGAGGCCAUCGUCAACACGCUCAAGCUCGCGACCAAGCCGUCGCCGUUCUACCACCCACGCCUCGUCGCCCAGAUCAAGGCCCUGUCGGAGCGCCUCGGCGCGUCGCACAACGCCAAGGAGGGCGGCUCGUGGAUCGCCCGCAAGGUGCCCCGGCCGACCGUCAACUCGCUCUGGUCCACCUUCGAGGGCGGGUUCAACAAGUUUGUCGCCGGCGACGACGAGCCGAGCGCCCAGCAGCUCGCGGCCAAGGCCGAGGUGCAGAAGGCGACGAACGGCCAGGCCGUCGGUGCCUUCUCGCACUUUAGCUCGAUCGCGCCAGGGUCCAACUCGGGCACACUGUCGCGCACCCAGUCGUCGACCGACCUCGCCGGUUCCAACUUCCUCCACGCCAACCCGCCGGCGCGUCCUCUCUCGGCGCAGCGUGCGAGCUCGCCUCUCGCGGCGCCGCCGUACCACCAGCCGCCGCCGUCGCAGCACCAGCCGCAUCAGCAGCAGCACCACCUGUCGCCGGGCCCGCCGCCCGUCAAGCGCGCGCCAUUCAAGACGCACCAUGCGCGGUCGUCGUCGCUCGGCGCGUUCGCCGGGUACGACUACAACCCGACCGCGCCGCCGCCGUCCUGGCUUGCGACACCGCCCUCGGCCAAGCGUGGCGGCGGCGGUGGCGGCGACAGCGACGAGCGCUCGUCCGAUGUGCCGCGCAUCGCCGAGACUUUUACCGACUCGCCGCAGCGGCGAGAGCGCGAGCGCGACCGCGACGGCGCACCGGCGUCGGCUCGUCGGCCGCAGUUUGCCGCCGUCGACGAGCACCUGCACGAGGACGAGUCGGGCUUCAUCUCGCCCAUGGCGCACCUCACGCCGUCCGUCUCGCCGGCGCCGCACUCGUCGAGCAGCCGCACCCAGCAGCAGCAGCAGCAGCAGACGCACCGCCGCAUGACGACCAACGAGGAGCUCGCCGACCUCGGCCUCGGCAACGCCAAGUCGAAGAAGCCCGCGUUCGACCCUCUCGACGAGGAGCUCGAGGCCGAGGAGGGCGGCUCGACGCCGACCAAGGAGCGCCCGGGCGAGUCGGGCGGCGCUGCUGGUUCGUCGUCGACGACGGGCACCGACUCGAAGCCUGGCCCUGGACACGACGACAAGCCCUCGAUCAAGCCGUCCAAGAGCUGGCUCGGCGGGUGGUUCAAGCGCGAGCCGAGUCCGGCCAACGGCCCGGGCCCAGUGCGGGCCAACCUCGGCGAGAAGACGAGCCUGUACUACGACGAGAAGGCCAAGCGGUGGAUCAACAAGGGCGACAAGGUCGAGGCGCCACCGACGAUCGUGCCGCCUCCUCGUGCCGCCACGGCAUCGCCGAGCAAGGCCCUGCGCAACAGCAACUCGAGCCGGUUCGGCGCAGGCGGCGGCGACAACAUCCCGCCCGUCCCGUCGAUGCCGCCCCGCUCUCAGACCACGGGCCCGCCUCCUCUCUCGCGUUCAGCAACGAGCGCCGACUUGCGCAGCGACUCGCGCCCGCCGAGUCGGUCAGGCGGUGCGACGCCGGUCGAGGGUGGCGCGCGAGCAGGUCGGCGCAACAAGCCCAAGUACGUCGUCGUCGCGCCGUAGAGAAGCCUUUCGCAACUCGAUACACUCUUGGUCCGUC
Rhodotorula graminis WP1 is the source of this 6747-nucleotide messenger RNA. RefSeq lists its product as uncharacterized. Bases 18 to 6710 code for a protein of 2230 amino acids. Lineage: Eukaryota; Fungi; Basidiomycota; Microbotryomycetes; Sporidiobolales; Sporidiobolaceae. Gene Ontology annotation, biological process: Golgi organization; autophagy; COPII vesicle coat assembly. Gene Ontology annotation, cellular component: ER to Golgi transport vesicle membrane; endoplasmic reticulum exit site. The record is from RefSeq and is a predicted model, not a curated record. The transcript is spliced from 7 exons.